CAAACCUGUUUGGGUAAAAAAUCGUUUUAGUCUUGCAACACCGAUUUAACCCCAUAACUGUAGUAUGUUUUCCUUGUACUUUUGGUAACUACGCUAUCGCAGUUCAGCCAAUCACAAAACCGAUCCUAAUAGGCGGUCCUGUCUUCUAUUGGCUAAGAACUUCCACGCUCAAACUCGGUCACGUUAGGAAAAAAACAGGAGUUAAUUCAUAAAUUUGUCAAUUUGUCAUACGCGUCGGAGAUGUGUCAGUGGGUGAUCGUUGCCGUGUACAUAUUUGUGUCGUAAAUGUGGUGUGUUUCAGUGAUAAUGAGAAAACCUACGCUGGACACCAUUAUUAUUAAGUGAUGAAUGCUUUUUAAGUUCAGUGUCUCGUUGUAAUUGUUUUCAUUUGUAUGUCAUCGGACUUGGCAACAUGGCGGCCCCCCGUCAAAAAUCACAACAGAAAAACAUCUCUUCGAUAUUUUCGAAACUACACGGCGCCUUUUCCGGUGCCGUGUGCCCUACGAAGCUGGCGACUGAUAAAAGAACCUUGAACAAGACGUGGGAGUUGAUGGAUAAAGUGGUUAAACUGUGUCAGCAUCACAAGAUGAACUUGAAAAAUAGUCCUCCUUUCAUUUUAGAUAUUUUGCCGGACACAUAUCAGAGAUUGCGUAUUAUUUAUUCUAAAUAUGAGGACAAUAUGCAGGCGCUGAAUAGCAAUGAACAUUUUAAUAUAUUUAUUAUAAAUUUGAUAAGGAAGUGUAAGCAGGCUAUAAAGUUAUUUAAAGAGGGGAAAGAGAAAAUGUUUGAUGAAAAUUCACACUACAGGAGGAAUCUGACGAAGCUUAGUUUGGUGUUUAGUCAUAUGCUGAGUGAGCUGAAGGCUAUGUUUCCGAACGGGACGUUUGCUGGUGACCAGUUCCGCAUAACGAAGAGUGAUGCUGCAGAGUUUUGGAAAACCAACUUUGGAAACAGCACCCUGGUCCCCUGGAAGCUGUUCCGCGAAGAGCUGAACAACGUGCAUCCGAUAUCAUCAGGCUUGGAAACCAUGGCCCUCAAGACAACCAUCGAUCUCACCUGCAACGACUUCAUAUCUAAUUUCGAGUUUGAUGUCUUUACUAGGUUAUUCCAGCCUUGGAGUACGUUGCUACGGAACUGGCAACUGCUGGCGGUGACGCACCCCGGCUACGUCGCGUUCCUUACCUACGACGAGGUCAAAGCGAGGCUACAGAAGUACAUACAUAAGGCUGGCAGUUAUGUUUUUAGAUUAUCGUGUACAAGGCUGGGCCAAUGGGCAAUAGGCUACGUGACCGUCGACGGUGAGAUUCUACAGACCAUCCCGCAGAACAAGAGUUUGGUGCAAGCGCUCCUCGACGGGUAUAGAGAGGGAUUCUACCUAUAUCCUGAUGGGAGAGACGUUAACCCAGACCUGAGCAGCGCCAUCAUAUCUCCGGCUGAGGACCACAUCACAGUCACUCAAGAACAGUACGAGCUUUAUUGCGAGAUGGGAAGCACGUUUCAACUGUGUAAGAUCUGCGCCGAAAACGACAAAGACAUCAGAAUAGAGCCGUGCGGACAUCUACUCUGUACACCGUGUCUCACCGCUUGGCAAAUUGACUCUGAAGGCCAGGGCUGUCCAUUCUGCCGCGCGGAAAUCAAGGGCACGGAACAAGUUGUCGUGGACGCCUUCGUGCCGCCGCGGCCGCCUAACACUUCAGGCGAAAAACACACAAAAACUGCUGUAAAACAAGUAUCUUCGAAUUCGUCAGGUUCAUCAGGGUCGUCGGGUUGCAAUGGAUCUAGUGUUGAUGUCACAAUAUCGAGCAACGCCACUGCCAACGGAUGGUCGUCCAGAAACACCACGUUCAACGGCCUCACCGACGACAUCGACGAUGCAGAGGAUUGGUCGGAGUUCAACGCGGCCCUCUCCAGUAUAGCCGCGCUGCGCCCCCCGCGCUCGCCCCCGGCGUCCCCCCGGCACUCGCCGCGCCCGGGCCGGCGGCGGGGCGGGGCGGGCGGGGCGGCGGCGGGCGGCGCGGGCGCGGGCGCGGGGGAGAACGCGUACGGGGAGCUGCGCGCGCCGCCGCUCCCGCCGCGCAAGAGCCUGUCGCCCGGCGAGCACGGCCUGGCCGCCGCCACCAGCGUGCAGGACAUCGCGCUGGCCACGCAACAAGAGCCAAGGAGAAGAUCUUCUUUAGAACCAGAACCGGAUUCGAGGCAUCGGCUGACUUCCAUCAUAACUGGGUCCACGGAAACUAUUACUGGCAUCAUUGAUACGCGGCACGAGGUAAUACCACCAGACCCACGAGCAUUCGAGAAGCCUCGACGAGCGAACACACCACAAUCCAACAGCCGACCCCUCCCCGCACCCCCUCCCGAUAACUCUGAAGACCGACCCGAUAGAUCGGACAAACUACCCGACAGAUUGGACAGAGUACCGGACAGAUCGGACCGACUACCCGAAAGAUCGGACAGACUACCCGAAAGAUCGGACAGACUACCCGAAAGAUCAGACAGACUACCCGAAAGAUCGGACAGACUACCCGAAAGAUCAGACAGACUACCCGAAAGAUCGGACAGACCCGAUCGAUCGGGAGAAAGAACUGACAAACCAGAAAGGCUCCCAGAAAGAGAAAGAAUACCAGAAAAAGAAAGAAUACCCUUACCAACGGAAAGAGAACACAGGCCUGUCCCGGCAGAACGCGUUCUCGACAGAAUACCCCCCGUUCCGGCAGAAAGAGAGCAUAGGAUAGAAAAUAGAAUACCAGAAAGAGAUAGGGUACCUGUCCCCGACAAUAGAGAGAAAGUAGUGCCUUCAGAUAGACUAGAAUCCCCACCAGUAAUACCAGAGAAACCGGACAGGAUAUUUGACAGGGUUGAAAACAGAGCGCCGCCGCGGCAAAGGUCGUUGCCCACUAGUACUAGUGGGGGGGACAUCCAACCAACCAAAUCGACAACGAUGCCAAAAUUCCCGUCGGAAGAGAAAGAUCCGCCGUACGAGAAUGUGGCGGCGGAGAGGAAUGAACUCGCUGUCGCACCCAAAAAAUUCAACCCCCUAACGCACGACAAGAACGGCCGAAAGUACGCUGAGAACGUCUCGUACGAAAACAUUAAUUUAGACUACAUUGCUCGGCUAGUAGGCGAGGGUUACCCUAAAGAUAUCGUUGUGCGAGCAUUAGGCAUCACUAGAAACGAUUUGGAGAUGGCGUGUGAUAUUUUACACGAAUUCGGGUCGAAGGUGUCAAAUAAGUGCUAGCUUUAGUUUAGUUUAAUCGCUUAGUAAAUGAUGGGGAAACGUUAGACUAAUUUUACCUUGUGUCCCAGGUUUGGAACAUAAGAUUUCGCCUCGUGUCCCAUAUUUGGAACAUGGUUUAACCUUGUGUGCCAUAUUUGGAACACGCUCGCUUGUUUAAUAAGUUCGUGUGGUAUGCAUCCUUCCUGAAUUUAUAGUACAAACAUUGUUAUAAAUUGAUGUUUAUAAUAAACUUGCGGGUUGCGAGUGUGAUUAAUGUGUUCCAAAUAUGGAACAAAUUGUAAAUUAAAUUAUUUAUGUGAAAUUUACUGGAAAUAAAUAGUUAAUGAAGUCUGGAAUUUUGUUAUUUCAGUUUACAAUAUUAAAUAAUUUUAAUAAGUCUAACGGUUUUUACCAUCACUGCCAUCUCAUUAGUUUACCACAUUUUAGUGUUAGCCCGCGUUUGCUCACAAAUUAUCAGCUUUAUUUAUUAAAUCGCAAAUUGUACAUUUUGUGAUAGUAUCAUUAACACCAAUAUUGUAAGAAUCGUCAUAAUAUAGACUCAUAUAGAUAACUCUGAAAGCAAUAGCAAUCGUUCCUACUUCAACUUAAGCUGCAUUUUGUAGUAGCUGUACAUUUUCAAACCUGUAUCUUGUAAACAAUUACUAUUGGGUGACUUUGUUAUACAAAAUUAGUGACUGGCUAAAAAUAAGCCAUUUUAUUUAACCAUUUGACCGCGUAACUGCCCGAUUCAAACUUUAAGAAACGUCUAUUAAUAAAUCUGGAAACGAUAUGGAUUAGAUGUGUCAGUGUCAAA
This is a messenger RNA of Cydia splendana, 4028 nucleotides long. It is a transcript of the gene Cbl, whose product is annotated as E3 ubiquitin-protein ligase CBL. Gene Ontology annotation, molecular function: receptor tyrosine kinase binding; phosphotyrosine residue binding; SH3 domain binding. The coding region runs from base 413 to 3235 and encodes 940 amino acids. Gene Ontology annotation, cellular component: membrane raft; plasma membrane. Lineage: Eukaryota; Metazoa; Arthropoda; Insecta; Lepidoptera; Tortricidae. The transcript is spliced from 14 exons. The record is from RefSeq and is a predicted model, not a curated record. Gene Ontology annotation, biological process: negative regulation of epidermal growth factor-activated receptor activity; cell surface receptor signaling pathway.